Molecule: messenger RNA, 1259 nt
Organism: Epinephelus lanceolatus (giant grouper)
Lineage: Eukaryota; Metazoa; Chordata; Actinopteri; Perciformes; Serranidae
Source: RefSeq, a predicted model, not a curated record
AUGUUAAUCUGCAGAGUAACUAAUUAUAUAGCAUUUCUUUUUGAAAUGUUUUUAUAUAGUAUAUCUCUGAGAAAUACUCUUACUUUGGCCCUGUCCGCCCCUAGCAGACAUAAAUAAGGCAUCUCUGGCAAUGUUACAUUUUUAAUGCAACAUCUCCCCUGCUGAGCAGCUCACAGUGGCCAUUCAAGUGUUGUAGGUCUCCAUAACCACAGCACCUGGAAACACCCUGUCGGGAUCAACUCUGCCGCUUCACAGAUAAAGACAACACCUGAUAACCCAACGUUCUAAUUGUUAUACAUGUAGGCUCAAAUUUUGGAUCCACAGUUGUCAGUUAUGCUUUUCAGCGAGCCAUCCAUGAAGUGAAGUGUCAUCUGGAAAUAGGAAGGUUUUCAUUAUACCGAAACAAGUAUAGCAAGAUACCGAAACAGUGGUCACCAAUGGCAACCAAAGAAGGCAAACAGUGGUGGGAUCCAUAUGAAACGUCUAAUAGAAGACAAUUCAUCUAUCGACCAAACUCAGCUGCUGAAAUUCUGCUGUGCCCAGCGUCAACUUCAUUUAUAGACUCUUAUUCACAGUCUGGACCUUUUGGUUCAACUGUAUACAACAAGGAUUUUUGCUGGCAGCCAGGCUGUAAACCUGAAUGCAUUCGCACAGGAACAGCCUCAGGGCAAAGGAGAAACAACCCGCAUCCCAGUCAGUCUUUCAUGAUGUGGAGGCUGCCUAGGGACGCUGCACGAAGCUCUGAGUAUGUCAGCUUCCCUUGGAAAUGUCCUCCAUCUGAGAGGGAGAUUCAUAAGGCCUUGACAGCACAGUACCGCUCCAUCUACAGAUGUGACUUCAUGGGUAUGCCUCAAGUUCCAACUGUUGUGCAAAGGCACGCUCAGCAGAAAAGAUCAGAUUUGACAAACUAUGACAGGUUUUGUGGGAAAAGAGUCAAUGAUGUCACAUGUGUGAUAAAGUCUCUGCUGCCUCAGGAGCUGCAGCAGUUACACAGAAUUUUACCUGAGGAGGAAAGGGAGGCCAUUAAAACAGUUUUGAGUAAAGAUUGUCCAAACAACAGGGAGAAGGUGAAUAAACUCCCAGCAGUUGUGCUUCAUCCCCGCUCUCCAGAGUGGAUAUCGAGCUGGCCAGGACCUCUCUGAACCUUACUGCUACAGUAGUUAGUUUAUCUGUCUUUGAAUUUUGUGUUUUUUAGGUAGUUUCUUGUCAUGGUAUGGAUAAAAAAUGUAACAAUUGAUAUAACACACUGCAAAUUAAAA